This is a messenger RNA of Prorocentrum cordatum, 648 nucleotides long. NCBI's taxonomy places the organism in Eukaryota, Dinophyceae, Prorocentrales, Prorocentraceae. The record is from the annotation of a GenBank genome assembly.
AUGGCCGCCGUGCCCGGAGCGGCCCGUUGGGCCGACAUCGACGACCCCCCGCCCACCGGCGGGGCCUCGUCCUCGGCCGUCCGCGCCCGCUGGGCCGACCUGGCGGAGGAGGACGAGGCGGAGCAGGGGCGCCAGGCGGAGCACGGGGCGGCAGCGCCGCCCGGCGCCGCCGAGGCCAGCUGCGCAGCGGCCGCCCGGGACCUCGACGCCGCCAGCGAUUGCUCCACCUCCGCCGACGACGGCGCCGAGCCGCUGCGCGAGCGCGACGGGGAGCUGGCCAGCGACGAGGAGGAGGCGGCGCAGGGGGCCGCGGCGCCGCCGGCCGGCGAAAAGGGCAGGUCCGCAGGGCGCCCCACGGCCCGGGCGGCCGGGCGGGCCGAGUGGGGCGCGGCGCUGCGGCAGCACCGGGGCGGCCGGGUGGGCAGCGGCCCCUCGCGGGGCGGCCCGUGGAACUCGUGGCAGGGCAAGGAUCGGGCGCCGCCGAGAACAGCCGGGGCGCCUGGGGCGCCGCUGAGGACUCCUGGAAGGACGCCCCCCGGCGGCAUCGGCAGCAGCGGCGCCACGGCGCGGCAGCCGCAGGCAAGCGCCAGUGCCAGUUCACCAUCGGCAUCGAGGAGGAGCCGAGCUUCCGCGUGGUGCGCAGGCUGA